CGCCGUCCUCGAAGCGUCGGCCAUCUUGUGUGCGGUUGUGGUAGCGGCGGCGGCUGCGCUUCGCCGGCUCCAGCCUUUCCACACCGUGUCGGAGCGGCCGCUGUUGGGUGGGAAGCCGCGCCAUGUCUGCGGAAAGCUCGGAGCCCGCUUCUGCGGAGGAGCAGAAGGAAAUGGAGGACAAGGUGAUUAGCCCGGAGAAAGCUGAGGAAGCAAAGUUGAAAGCCAGAUAUCCUCAUCUGGGACAAAAGCCUGGGGGCUCGGAUUUCUUGAGGAAGAGGCUUCAGAAAGGACAAAAGUAUUUUGAUUCUGGGGAUUAUAAUAUGGCGAAAGCAAAAAUGAAGAACAAGCAGCUCCCUACCACAGCCCCAGACAAAACUGAAGUGACGGGUGACCACAUUCCUACUCCACAGGACCUUCCACAGCGAAAACCGUCUCUCGUUGCUAGCAAACUGGCUGGCUGACUAGACUCUCAGAACUGCAUGAAUCUUCUCAUUCCCUUAAUCUUUCCUUAAUAGUUAUUUCUCACCUUUUUUGUUUUUGUUUCCACUAAGACAUUGACUGAUCGCUUUGCAGGUAGUGGUAGCCUGUGCUGCUAUUGUAAGAGAGUCCUGUUAAGAAUUAAGUUGAGUAGUCCUUGGAUGAGUUGAGAACAAUGCACUGAUUAAAAAAAAAAAAGGACGUUUUGUUAGAACAAUGUAAAGUUACUCUACUUGAAAAUGUACAUAUUACCUAUUUGCUAGCGUAGGGCUGGUUCCAGCAAGUGACAUAAUACCAAGUUUGACAAUUUUUAAUGUUUCUGCUUUCCUAAGUUCACUUUAAUUACAGCAUAGUAUGUUUGUAUUGAAUACAAUCCCCGUUUGUGUUCCUUCCUGUGUUUUGGUUUUGUACACUAGAGGUUUAGACCACAAGUUACUAGAAGGUAAAGCAUGUAUUAAAAAAAGAGAGAGAUGGGGCUCUGACUUAAUUUGCAUAUCUGCUCUCGAACUUGAAUGGCCUUAAACCUACUUCAGCUUUAAGAAUAGAUUUUUUUACUUGGGCAAUAUUUGCCCAUUUUGGUGUAAUUCUUGUGAACCUAGUGCUUAUUGACAACUAUCUGUUGAAGCUGGUAUUCCUUUGGAUUCCGUAGCAUAGAACACAUUCUUGCAGUGAAUGAAGUGUGCAUGUGCAUUGACUGAAUUCACUAUUGUGCCAUUUCUGUAAAUAAGAUAGUUUUGCACAACUUUUGCAAAUAUCUGUUAUCUCUACAUUUUAGAAAAUGUGCCAACUGGAAGCACAAGUAAUUCUGUACCUUUGAAAGUCAUAAACCUCUGAGUCAAAAUUAACUUAUUGAAAGUAACAGGCCUGCAUAUAGAAGAUUUGGGGAACACCGAAAGCACUAUGAUGAACCGUUUUCACUAGUAUGCCCAUUUUUGUGUGUAUCAACAAUAAUCUCCAGUCCUAAAAUGGAAACAUUUCAGCUAGUAUAUCUAAGCUGUAGUUUGGCUUACUUUAAGGGGAACUGAGUGAAUUAAAGGCAAAUAUACUACAUGAAGCCGCUUGUGGGUCACUGUGUAAGAUAUCCUAAGGCUAGCUAUAUUUGCUUUUCAGUAUCUUUAAAAAAAACCAACCAUACCUUUUAAGACUUGUAUGAGCUACAGGAUGCGUUGGAAUGUGUAAGUGUGGGAAAAUCUGUGUUUUUACUUAAAGUCUUUUGAUAUGUGACGUAUACUUACUCAGAAGUAGUGUGGUCAGAAGGAAUUCUAACUGCUUUCAUUUGGAUUGGGAGGUGAAGGUAUUUUCAGGUGAUACUUAAGAAUUCCACAUAUAUUUCAGAGACAAGCUAAUUCCUUGAUUCAGAUGAAAACAAUUAGAAUUUUUUUGUUGAUGUAUAUUAUAAGUAGAUACUCCAGGAGGGACUGUUCCUGAAAGUGGACCUGCUUCAGAUUAAUGCAGUUGGCUAAAACUCGUUCAUAAAAACCAGUUAAUGUCAAGGAUGGUAUUAAAAGAAUUCCAGAUAAAUUUUACCAAGCAUUUUCACCCCGAGGGGAGUUAGACUGUCUGUUGCUUCAGCUUCCAAGAGGAGCAUAUAGCAGGAGGGACCAUAUUAAAGAUAGAAAUCUUCCUCUAAGAAGCAAACUAGAAUCAAUAUAGCUAAUAAUUACAUUGUAGAGUAAGCUCUGAUAUUGUAACUAAAAGCUCUGAUUUUCAAAGGUAGUGAGCACCACUAUCUCCUAUUGACUCCCCCCCCCCUCUUGAAAAGAAAUCUGAUCUUGUUUCUAUACCGAAAGUAAACAUAGUAUGAUGUAUGGGUGAUCAAUUUAGAUAUACUGGAAAUUAAUGUUACUUGUGAAGGAGUUAUUUUGUUGUUGGCCUGUCUUACAGAAUGAAGAUGCCUUUAAAUUCUUGGACAUAACCAACUUUUGUCCAUUGGUAAUAAUUCAGUAGGCCUAAUUCUUACUGUAUUUCUCUGUAGCAUUUAAACGUGACCCUCUUAAUUGCAGUUGACAACCUCAUCAUUUACACUUCGCUUUUAAAAACAACACAGAGGGGAGAAGGAUCCCAUUUACUGGAUAAGGAGCAAGGUGACAAUAAAUGGGUUUCCUUGGAAGGUCAUCUAAAAAAACCAUAACUUUAUUUUUGUAUGGGUAGUAAAUAAAUGCAAAAUCUAGGCUUCAUAUGAAUCGAACUACUGUGGCCUAAACCCAGUAAUUUCUAACCACGGAAAAUGACUCUGUUUUCUGGUUGCUGCUGCUGCACAGCAGUUGAAUAGUCAGGUUGAAUUAGUAUGACAUGUAGGGAGAUAUAAAUAGCCAUGUAAACCUAAACAUUCCUCCCCCCCCCCCAGUUACAGUUUGCAAUUUUGCGUUUUUGAUUCCACUGUGCAAACUGUCCAUUUCCCUUCACUGAAUUAAAAUGUUAAGGCUGUAAGGAAAACAUAAAUGGAUUUGUAGGAAUAUAUACUUACAGUACCAACUAGUCCAGUCCGACAGUGAAUAUGAAUCUCUGGAUGAACUUCAACAACUGAAGAUAGUUUGGUCAUCUGCACUGUUAAGGAUUCAAGGAGGUGGAACAAUAAUCAUUUCAGUAGAAGGAUCAAACUGUGAUGACUAACUUACAACUUUCAGCUUACUCCAUCAUGAUAAAGCUAUAAAGCUUGUGUACAUACUGUAUAAAUGAGUUUUACCAUUUGAUAAAUGACCUUUUUUCAGAGAUCUAUCUGCACUAUAGUUGGGCAAUCUCUCAGCAUUAUGCAGUGAUUAGUAGUGCUUAAGUAUGUCUAUAAUGAAGACAGUAUCUAGUAGAGCCCCCCCAAACCUUCCCCAUUAGUUACUGGUGGAGUAAAUCACGUGAUUCAUAAGUAUCCUUUCCCUUACUGCUAUCCUACCCAUUCAUGACUCAUACUUAAGAGGAGAGUGUUUGUGCAAAGGCCACAAAAGAACUGUUUGGUUUGCUAUGUUGUCCCUUAAUGCAUUCCUGAUGCUGAAGUGAUGAAAAUUUCAGUUGCUCCUUACCAACACAUACUGUAUAGUAUGCAUAAUAAAUCCAUCUAAUUAGUUUUCAUUGCUCUGUAGAAGUUUGUCUGGUCUUCACUGUGGUUUUUCAUAACUGCAUUGCAUCUCAUCUCGUUUCCAGCUUAGUCUCUGCAGAACUUGCUUUGGACUUCUGAUAACAUAGCUGGGGCCUCUCAUUUUCUAAUAUGUUUGACUACAGAACUAAAACGUACCUUACUGUAAUUACCUUUAUAUA
Molecule: messenger RNA, 3726 nt
Organism: Gekko japonicus
Lineage: Eukaryota; Metazoa; Chordata; Lepidosauria; Squamata; Gekkonidae
Gene: ARPP19
Product: cAMP regulated phosphoprotein 19kDa
Exons: 3
Coding region: 123-461 (112 amino acids)
Cellular component (GO): cytoplasm
Molecular function (GO): protein phosphatase inhibitor activity
Source: RefSeq, a predicted model, not a curated record